AUGGCGGCAUCCCUGUUUGCUCUCCGCGGCGGACGUCAGCUUGCACUCCGCUCGCGUGUGCGACUACCUACUAGUGUCCCCAGAGCUUUGGCAUUGCCAGUCAAUGCUCGCAGGUCUCUACACACCUCCCAGCCUGCAACACGCCGAGGUGUCUAUACUAGCUCCAUCUCCGACCAUGGCGAUCCCCACCCCCAGGACAUCUUCCAACCCCUCGAUACCUUCCCCCGCCGUCAUAUCGGUCCCUCUCCGGACGCCGCUUCCGAGAUGCUGGCGGUGCUCGACCCGCCAGUGAAAUCCCUGGACGACUUCGUGAAGCAGGUCCUCCCCGAGGAUAUUCUUUCCAAGAAGAAUCUCCACGUCACUGAGCCCCAUGCCGACAUCAGCCUGUACCGCUCCAGCGUACAGGGUGGUCUCGGUGAGACUGACAUGCUCAAGCUUUUGGAUACCUACCGGAAGAACAUUGAUAUCUCCGGAAAGACUUAUAUUGGAACUGGAUACUACCCCACCAUUGUCCCCCCCGUCAUCCAGCGCAAUGUUCUCGAGAACCCGGCCUGGUACACCAGCUACACACCCUACCAGCCUGAGAUCAGCCAAGGUCGUUUGGAGUCUCUGCUGAACUUCCAGACCUUGACUGCUGAUUUGACUGGUCUGCCCUUCGCCAAUGCCUCCGUUUUGGAUGAGGCAACUGCCGCCGCCGAGGCCAUGACCAUGUCCUUUGCCACCAUGCCUGCUUCUAAGCAGAAGAAGGCCGAGAAGUCCUUUGUGGUCUCUCACCUCGUCCACCCCCAGACUCUCGCCGUUAUGCAGUCCCGUGCUGAAGGAUUCGGGAUCAACCUUGUGGUCGGAGACAUUCUGGCCGAUGACUUCAAGAUUGUCAAGGACCAGAAGGAUCACUUGAUCGGUGUUCUCGCCCAGUAUCCCGAUACCGAGGGAGGUAUCUUCGACUUCCAGGCUCUCAGUGACUCCAUCCACGGACAGGGUGGUACUUUCAGUGUGGCCACUGAUCUGCUCGCCCUAACCGUUCUCAAGGCCCCCGGCGAGUUCGGUGCCGACAUCGCCUUCGGUACCGCUCAGCGUCUGGGUGUUCCCAUGGGCUUCGGUGGUCCCCACGCCGCGUUCUUCGCCUGCGCUGACAAGUACAAGCGCAAGGUUCCCGGUCGCGUUGUUGGUGUCUCCAAGGAUCGUCUUGGUAACCGCGCUCUGCGUUUGGCUCUGCAGACCCGUGAGCAGCACAUUCGUCGCGAGAAGGCCACUAGCAACAUUUGCACGGCUCAGGCUUUGCUUGCCAAUAUGACCGCUAUGUACGCUAUCUACCACGGUCCCGUUGGUCUCAAGUCCAUUGCCCAGCGCAUCAUGUCCAUGACCUCGCUCCUUCGCGAGAAGCUCGUUGGACUCGGAUAUGAUGUUCCUCUCCGCACUAACUCGGCUGAUGGCGGUGCUGUCUUCGACACUCUGGCUGUCGAGCUCCCCACUGCUGCUGAGGCUGAUGGAAUUGUUGCCGAGGCACUUGCUGCCAACGUCUUCCUUCGCCGUCUUGGAGGCAACAAGGUCGGUCUCUCUUUGGAUGAGACUGUCGGACGUGACGAGGUGAAGGGCAUUCUUGAUGUCUUUGCCGCUCACAAGUCCGUCUCCCCAGUUGAAGUUGACGGCACUCUUGGUGUCACCACUGUCCCCGCCAGUCUCGAGCGUACCUCUUCCUACCUGACCCACCCUGUCUUCAACACUUACCACUCCGAGACCGAGAUGCUCCGCUACAUCCACCACCUCGAGUCCAAGGAUCUGUCUUUGGUUCACUCCAUGAUCCCGCUCGGAUCUUGCACCAUGAAGUUGAACGCCACCAGCGAGAUGCUUCCCGUCUCUUGGCCCGAGUUCUCACAGAUCCACCCCUUCAUGCCCGCGAAGCAAGCAAAGGGUUACAUCCAGAUGAUUGAUGACCUUGAGCAGCAGCUCGCCGAUAUCACCGGUAUGCACUCUGUCACUGUUCAGCCCAACUCCGGUGCCCAGGGAGAGUUUGCUGGUCUUCGUGUCAUCAAGAAGUACUUCGAGGGCAAGGGUGACGCCAAGCGCAACCUGUGCCUGAUUCCUGUCUCUGCUCACGGUACCAACCCCGCCAGUGCUGCUAUGGCUGGCAUGCGUGUCGUCACUGUCAAGUGUGAUACCAAGACUGGUAACCUUGAUCUAGAGGAUCUCAAGGCCAAGUGCGAGAAGCACAAGGACGAGCUCGCCGCUUUCAUGAUUACCUACCCUAGCACAUUCGGAGUCUUCGAGCCUGGUGCGAAGCAAGCUUGUGAUCUGGUGCACCAGCACGGUGGUCAGGUCUACAUGGACGGUGCUAACAUGAACGCUCAAAUUGGUCUCUGCUCUCCUGGUGAGAUUGGAGCCGAUGUCUGCCACCUGAACCUGCACAAGACCUUCUGCAUUCCCCACGGUGGUGGUGGCCCCGGAGUUGGUCCUAUCGGAGUUGCUUCACACCUGACCCCCUACCUUCCCUCCCACCCCACUAGCGAGGCUUUGCAGGCCAAGCGCGGUGACAACUCCUCGCCCCCCAUCUCCGCGGCUCCCUGGGGAAGCGCCAGCAUUCUCCCUAUCACCUUCAACUACAUCAACAUGAUGGGCGACCGCGGAUUGACCCACGCCACCAAAAUCACCCUCCUCAAUGCCAACUACAUCCUCUCCCGCCUCAAGCCCCACUACCCCAUCCUCUACACCAAUGACCACGGCCGCUGCGCACACGAAUUCAUCCUCGACGUGCGCGCCUUCAAGGAGACCUGCGGCGUCGAAGCCAUCGACAUCGCCAAGCGUCUCCAGGACUACGGCUUCCACGCCCCAACCAUGUCCUGGCCCGUCUCCAACACCCUCAUGAUCGAGCCCACCGAGUCCGAGAGCAAGGCCGAGCUCGACCGUUUCUGUGACGCCCUCAUCUCCAUCCGCCAGGAGAUCGCACAGGUUGAGUCCGGUGCUCAGCCCCGCGAUGGAAACGUCCUCAAGAUGUCCCCCCACACCCAGCGGGAUCUUCUUACUUCUGAGUGGGACCGCCCCUACACCCGUGAGCAAGCGGCGUACCCCAUUCCCUUGCUUUUGGAGAAGAAGUUCUGGCCCACUGUUACCCGUGUCGACGAUGCUUUCGGUGACCAAAACCUCUUCUGUACUUGUGGACCAGUUGAGGAUUCGGAGUAG
Penicillium brevicompactum is the source of this 3177-nucleotide messenger RNA. Its product is annotated as glycine decarboxylase subunit P. Gene Ontology annotation, cellular component: mitochondrion; glycine cleavage complex. Lineage: Eukaryota; Fungi; Ascomycota; Eurotiomycetes; Eurotiales; Aspergillaceae. Gene Ontology annotation, molecular function: glycine binding; glycine dehydrogenase (decarboxylating) activity; pyridoxal phosphate binding. The record is from RefSeq and is a predicted model, not a curated record. Gene Ontology annotation, biological process: glycine decarboxylation via glycine cleavage system. The transcript has a single exon. Bases 1 to 3177 code for a protein of 1058 amino acids.